CCAGCAGUCGCAUCCUGCCUGCAGCUCCGUUGCUACCGUUAGCCAGCUAAUAAGGGAGUAGCAAGUCAUUUUAUUUUUUUUUUUACACACGGAAUUUCCUUUUCAUGUCUUUGCGUUAUGUCGUUUAACUAAGUAGUUUGGGAAAAUGAAUUUGACUUUUUUCCGCGGCAACGUUUGUUCUACAAGACAAAAUUCUCCCUGUAAAGUCAUUUUUUUUCGCGGUGUCCUCGGUAGCCGAACAGGUUUAGCAAGUCAGUUUUGAUAAGCGAUAGGCUCAUCUGUCCGCCGCCGCCGACGGUCCUCUGUCAGGGGAUAUUUGGACAAAGUCAGUCAGAUGUUGGACGGUAAAAACAUCAUCGGAACUCUAACAUUUUUACACCGGGUUGUGAAGUUGAAUUACCAAGCUGAUCAUCAAUCGUGAAAGUGCCAGCAAUAGUGCGGGAAGGAAGGUCUGAUUUCGGAGGGCGAGAGUUUGGAUCUCGCACCGAAGGAAGAAGGAAGAGAACCCGGAGGGAAGAAGGGACGCUGGGGGAAGAAAAUCCUGAUGCUCAGUGAUGGCAAACGAGCCGAUUAUCUUAAAUGUCUAUGAUAUGUACUGGAUUAAUGAGUUUACCAGCUCUCUGGGCAUCGGAGUCUUUCACUCAGGGAUUGAGAUUUAUGGAAGAGAGUUUGCCUACGGCGGACACCCGUACCCAUUCUCAGGGAUCUUUGAGAUUACACCAGGUGAUGCAACUGAGCUUGGCGAGACCUUUAAGUUCAAAGAAGCCAUUGUCCUGGGCAGUACAGACUUCACAGAAGAGGAUGUGGAGCGGAUUGUGGAAGAGAUGGGAAAAGAGUACAAAGGCAAUGCCUACCACCUCAUGCACAAAAACUGCAACCACUUCUCCUCAGCACUGUCGGAGAUCCUGUGUGGCAGGGAGAUCCCUCGCUGGGUCAACCGCCUGGCCUACUUCAGCUCCUGCGUGCCAUUCCUCCAGAGCUGCCUGCCCAAAGAGUGGCUGACCCCAGCUGCCUUACAGUCCAGUGUGAGCCAGGAGCUCCACGGAGGAGGAGAACUGGAGGAGGCAGAGGACGCAGCCGCCACAGCCUCCCUGGCCUCCAUGUCACCCUGCUCGCCUUCGUCAUCCUCCAGCCCAUCCUCCUCCUUGCCUCGUCAUUCUCGCCACCAGCCUCGCAGGUAGAGGCUGCGUGGCCUGCCAGAAAACUUGGAGCUGGACUUAUAUUGGUAGCCAGGUAACAGAAUACCUGCUGCAGUUGAUGGAUCAUCUACAGCCAAAAGUCCUGUCAGACUGUUCCGAUGCACAGCAGGGUGUCAGCCAAAUAUCUGCAGAAAUCCACAAAAGUGGAAGGGAUUUUCCCUGCAGAGCAAAGGAGCUCUUAUUGCUAACAAAGAUGGGAAACUUGCAGUCAUCUAUCCCAUCAAUCCAAGAUUUAAACUUUUCACAUCAAGUCUGCUUUCAUUAUUUUACCAACUCAAUUCCUUCACACAAUUACCAGCCACAUCCAUAUUUUACCAGUGCUUAGUUAGUGAAAGGUACCCAGGUAGUGAUCCCCACUGGGUUGUAUUCUGCAAAGACAAGAGUUUGUUUUGUUUGUUUUUUUUACGAUGUGGCUGUUAAAAAUUACAGAAGACUGCUACAGCUGAUUUUAUUGGCCUCAGAGAUCUGCCACUUAGAUUUUACAUGUCUUAAAUAUAUAACUGAGGUUCACUUCUGAACUAAAUGUCUUUUUGAAAAAUAAUGUAUACAUACUUUAAUUUGGAAAUGGGCUUAAAAGGCAGGCAAGUGAAGGCUCAGAAAAUUAUAGUUUAUACAUUCAAGGAAUAGUGGUAAGAAGACUAAAUGAGAAAGAUUACAUUACAAAAGAUCAUUAUUAUUAUUUGUGAUAUCCCGAUUUUUAAUUUACAAGGUUUUUUGUGGGCCUCCAAAAUCUGCUGUAAUGAAAUCCACUGAGAAAGCAAGAACAAAAUCAGUAUUUGGAUAAAAUUUGUUGGAAUGUUCAGUGCUUGUGAUGAGGGACCCAAGGAGCUGGAAUCCCGUAAUCUGAUCUUUUUUAGGCAGAUGCUGUUGACACGAAAGCAUUUCUGUCAUUGGAAAGACGGAUAAUCCUGAGUAGAGACAAACUAGUCCAAACUGGCAUGGCAAUGACAUGGUUUUAAAUGUCCAUGAGCUGAGCGCUGGUAUCAUUUGAUCUGUGGCUGGUAAAUGUUUCCACUUCAGCCGGCUGUAUUUCACGUGUCUGGGACAAGUGGCUGCUAAAAUCCUGAAAGUAGCAGGUGGAUUUUUUGGAAUUGAUACUCUUUGCCUCAAAAUGCUGGAUCCUCAGACUUUUAUUUUCCGAUUACAGCUGGCUGUAGGUCUGUGGUCAGCCUGAACUAGAGCUACAAUCAGCUGCAUAGACACGAAUAUUCUUUGUCAGAUUCUCCCUCCCAUCCUGAAAUAACCUCACAUGCUUUGAUUAAAACUAAUGAUGUGGAUUUACCUAAUAAUCAUGAAGUAGCGACAAGUAUUUCAUCACCGAUACUGUAAAAUGUUUCUAAAUCAUUUCAGAGUUAGCUGCAGGGAGUGACUUAAAGGAUACACACUUCUUACUCAGUAGCCGCUGCCAAGGUGCCUUAGAGCACCCACAAGCGUUCCAGUGAUCCAGGAGCAGAAGAUUCUGGUUGUACUGGACAUCUCCCUGUAGUUUGAAAGUGUAAAGCAAAAUGUUUCAUCUGAAUAAUUUGAGGUACACACACACACACACACACAAGUGUGUUUUGCUAUCUUUGUGGGGAAUUUCCAUUGACUUCCAUUCAUUUCUACAGCCUAAACCUUACCU
Messenger RNA from Archocentrus centrarchus (flier cichlid), 2820 nucleotides. It is a transcript of the gene desi2, whose product is annotated as desumoylating isopeptidase 2. The record is from RefSeq and is a predicted model, not a curated record. Bases 555 to 1181 code for a protein of 208 amino acids. Gene Ontology annotation, molecular function: deubiquitinase activity. Gene Ontology annotation, biological process: protein deubiquitination. The transcript is spliced from 5 exons. Lineage: Eukaryota; Metazoa; Chordata; Actinopteri; Cichliformes; Cichlidae.